Messenger RNA from Teleopsis dalmanni, 2988 nucleotides. RefSeq names its product solute carrier organic anion transporter family member 74D-like. Gene Ontology annotation, biological process: sodium-independent organic anion transport; transmembrane transport. The record is from RefSeq and is a predicted model, not a curated record. NCBI's taxonomy places the organism in Eukaryota, Metazoa, Arthropoda, Insecta, Diptera, Diopsidae. Gene Ontology annotation, molecular function: protein binding. Bases 503 to 2881 code for a protein of 792 amino acids. Gene Ontology annotation, cellular component: membrane. The transcript is spliced from 9 exons.
AUGCUACAAUUAUUAUAGUAAGUCGAAGAUGCUCGAGUGCUUUUAAACAAUAAUUCAAAAGAUUAACCAAAUGAGACGAGAUAACCCGUUUGCGAUAAUUAAUUUUAUAUUUUGUUAUAUUACUUAGUAGUUAUAUCUCGAAGCGAGAUAGAUAAAUGACAGUUUGGCAAAUGAAUGAAUGGACGCACACUUGAUAUGAGACUAUUUUUGCAAGUGACAUGCAGAUUUUAAUCUUUGGGCUAAAAAUUAGUUAAGAUCAACGUUCGUUGGCGGAAAGUGUCAUUUGUGCGAUGUAGCGUGAACAAAAUACACGCACAGAACACUCCUGAACAAUAUAUUGUUUAUUUCGUGAAAGCGAAGUGCUGAAUACUUUGAAAUCUGCAAAUUAAAUAAUAGAGAAAACAAAUGUUAUUAAGUGUGAAAUUAAUUUAAUUAAAUAACAAAAAACAUAAGAGAUAAAUAAUUAAAAAUAUAAAAGCAUUCAUAAUACACUACCUGAAAUAUGGCUGAUACGCAGGACUCACCAGUAGUCAUGAAUAAUGUCCAAAAGGACAAUAAAGAUAGAGAGGAAAAUGAUAAUGAGGAAGAUCUUGAAGAUGCUCAGACAAAAUUACUGGACAAUGGUACAGUGAAGACAAAUACCAUUUUGAAUGGUUUAAAAAAUGGCGAAAAAACUGAGCAGGAUCGCUCAAUGACCGAAGAUAUUAACAAAUUAUUACGAGAUAUGCCAUUGACGGAGGAUAUGACAUGUGGUUUUUGGAUUUUUAAAGGAACAUUUUUUCAAAGAUUCGCCAAUCAAACGGCUUAUGUGGUCCUUUACGGUCUCGUAGGUUGUGUUUUUGCUAUGACGUACGCCUAUUUCAAUGGCACGAUUACGACAAUCGAAAAACGUUUCAAAAUUCCAUCCAAAAAUACAGGUAUAAUAUCGGUCGGAAAUGAUAUCAGUCAGAUGUUAGUAUCAGCUGUGUUGAGUUAUUAUGCGGGCAAAGGCCACCGACCACGUUGGAUAGGUUUUGGUUUGCUGACAAUUGUGAUAUUCUGUGUUUUAACUGCUGCACCGCAUUUUCUUUAUGGUCCCGGUCAGGAUGCUCUGGCGCUAACAGCUGAAUUCGGUGCUGUGCCCGAUGAGAAUACGACAAUGGAAGUACUGGAAAAACAACGUACAAAAUCGCUAUGUAAACUCACAGGUGGCAGUGCAGAAUGUGAAAUGGGUGAUGGCAACUUUGCACCUCAAGUUGUGUUAUUCGUGGCACAAUUCAUAUCUGGGAUUGGUGGUUCAUUAUAUUACACGCUGGGUGUAUCUUAUAUGGAUGAUAAUACGAAAAAAUCGAAAACCCCUGCAUUGUUAAGUCUCUCAUAUUUCUUGCGUAUGUUGGGUCCAGCUGUCGGUUAUGCUCUAGCUUCAAUAUGUUUACGUAUCUUCAUAGCACCACAAUUUAAGCCACUCAUAAAUGAUAAAGAUCCACGUUGGCUGGGCGCUUGGUGGUUGGGUUGGUUAAUACUUGGUGGUAUGCUAUUUAUAUCUGGUAUAUUUCUAUCCAUGUUUCCAAAGGACUUGCCUAGAGCGGUGGCACGUCGCAUGGUAGAAGAAGAUCGUCGAAAAAAGCGUGCAUCCACUAAAGAGAAAGAAGUAGAUGGAUCCAUUCUAACAACAAAUCUCGAUGAAAAGGUGGUUAUCGAACCAAAAGCUUCUUUGGGUGAUAUGAUGAGGACUUUCAAACGUUUGCUUACCAAUAAAACUCUUAUGUAUAAUAAUUUCUCUUCCGUAUUUUACUUAUUUGGUUAUACACCCUAUUGGAUAUUCUCACCGAAAUAUAUUGAAAUACAAUAUAGACAAUCGGCAGCUACUUCAAGUAUGGUAACUGGUACGGUGGGACUUGCUUUCUCUGCUGUUGGUGUACUUUUAUCUGGUUUUGUUAUAUCCAGAUAUAAGCCACGUGCACGCUACAUGGCAGCUUGGAAUGUUAUAGUGGGUUUUCUAACAGUUGCUGGUAUUUUAUGUUAUUCUAUGAUUGGAUGUCCCGGCAAUGAACAGUCUAUAGUAGUUAACAAUAAUAAUGGUGGUCUCGAUAGUGGUCCAACAUGUAACUCAGCAUGUCACUGUGAUUAUGUGCGUUAUUCGCCAGUUUGUGGAGAGAACAAUAUGACCUAUAUAUCACCCUGUCAUGCGGGCUGUAAGAAAGUACAUAUUGGAAACAAAGGGAAAAAGAUUUUCUACGACUGCUCCUGCAUACCAACUGGUAGUAAAAAUAGUAGUGCUAAACCUAUAUUCGAUCUCCUGACCAUUUCGGAACUAACAUUAGCGCAAAAUGAAACAAGUUGGUUGGAGAGCUCAACACAAAGUUCUUCGCUAACACAACCUAAUCCUUCGUCUUCAUAUUUAGAUUUUCUAACAGCUGGUCAGGCGAUACCCGGUUCUUGUCCCGUAAACUGUUUCACUCAGUUUGUAUUAUUUUUGUCAGUGAUGUGUUGUCUGAAAUUUAUUGGAGCAACAGGUAGAGCGUCCAAUUUCCUUGUCUCUGUACGUUGUGUGCCUGAAAAAGAUAAAACAGCUGCUAUGGGCUUUGGUAUGAUGAUGAUGUCUAUGUUGGCUUUUAUACCAAGUCCAAUAUUCUUCGGUUGGGUGCUGGAUCGCCUGUGUUUGGUUUGGGGUAAAACAUGUACAAAUAAUGGCAACUGUUGGUUGUAUGAUCCGCAAUCACUAAGAUAUACACUCAAUAUAACUGCCGCCAUAUUCAUUACUAUAGGUGCAUUGUUCGAUUGUGGUGUCUGGUAUUAUGUUAAGGACUUGAAGAUUUUUGAUGAAGAAGUCAAGGAUGUCGAAAUGGAAAUUGUUCAGCAUGAAGAAGAAUUGAAUUCAGAAAAGAAAACAGAAGUUUAAUUUAAUAAUACUUCUAUAAAUUAUAUUAAGUAGAUUCCUUAUAUAUGUAUUUUAUUGUACGUUUGUGUGUAUUUGUUUGAAUGUGUUUUUGUGUAUGUGUGAGAAUU